ACAAUGACAACUAUAAAAUAAAUGGGACUAUUUCUGCAACUGGACCAUUAUACGAAAACUGUUCUUUUCGCUUAUUUGGCAGGAGGAACAUUCGGUGACUCUGAAAAUGGGCCCAGACUAGGUAAACCCAUACUAUUGCGGAAAGAUCGCUAAAGGGGCCAAUAGGACAUGGCGGCAUACCUAUGCGCUGGAUAGGUCUUUUUGUAAACGGUAAUCCUUCAGAGGCAAAAGUUCAUUAGCCGAUGUCUGAGAUGACGGGGAUAUUGAAAGUGUUGAACUGAUUGGACUCUAGCCAAAAGCCUAGAUAUCGAGUAUAUAAGUCGCUGACACUUCCCGAUAUCUGUUCACAAUCACUCUCUCAAACACUCAAACUUCACACAACCCUUUCAACCAACAUCUAUAAUCUACAACCAUCAAAAUGCUCGUCAACACCAGCAUCCUCACCCUCCUCAUGGCAGCCUUUGCCGCAGCCUCUCCCAUCACCGAGUCUUCACCUACCCUCACCAAGCGCAACUCAGUCAACGACUGCGGCGACUCUACCUUUGAGAACCACUCCUCCGGAGGCUCUCCCCAAGUCUCUGACUGCCAGCAAAUCGCCCGCAACAUCGCAGGCGGCGGCACCUGGACUGUCGGUGCUGGCGGUGAGCACCACCAGCUGGUCCAGUACGGAACCUGUGCUUUCGGCGCACAGGGAGCUGGAUCUAACAUGAACGCUGCUCAUAUCGGCAACCAGGACAUCAUUGAUCUGAUCAACAGCUCUAUCGAAAAGUUUCAGUGGGAAGGAAAGGUUGGCGCUGCUGGUGUUAUGGGAUGCCAGAGUCUUACUGGACUGGUUGGAGGAGUUGACAUGCGAUGGGGUAUCUACCAUACUUAAGCAUUCUGGAUAGCGCCUUGGUGGUGACAAGUCAUGUAGGGUUGGAGGAUUACAGCAUUGGGGGCCUGGAGAGUCUUGUGAUGGAUACAGGAGCAGCUGUUGUCUUUACAGCGCAUGGCAUGUUCUAUUCUUAGUCUAGCUCUUGUUCAGCUAGUCAGGCAACAAGUUUUGUUAACUGUA
Molecule: messenger RNA, 1054 nt
Organism: Fusarium oxysporum Fo47
Lineage: Eukaryota; Fungi; Ascomycota; Sordariomycetes; Hypocreales; Nectriaceae
Product: putative necrosis-inducing factor-domain-containing protein
Exons: 1
Coding region: 419-874 (151 amino acids)
Source: RefSeq, a predicted model, not a curated record